GCCAGUCCCUUGCCCAGGAGACUGAGCAGAGCAGUGCACCAAAUUGCAUCUCAUCUCCUCUCCUCUUCACACUCCUGACCUCCCUCCCAAGCUCGAACAACCAAGAUGGAGAGCUACACCAAGCUAUUCCAAAGGUGCAAGCCCUAUGUGGCGAUGAUCUCCCUCCAGUUCGGCUACGCCGGGAUGAACAUCAUCACCAAGGUCUCCCUCAACCACGGCAUGAGCCACUACGUCCUCGUCGUCUACCGCCAUGCCUUCGCCACCUUGUCCAUCGCCCCCUUCGCCCUCGUCCUCGAGAGGAAAGUUCGACCCAAGAUCACUUUCCCAAUCUUCCUGCAGAUAUUUGUACUAGGGCUCCUCGGGCCGGUUAUCGAUCAAAACUUCUACUACGCUGGACUAAAGUUCACCUCGCCAACCUUCUCCUGCGCCAUGAGCAACAUGCUCCCUGCGAUGACCUUUGUGUUAGCCGUCAUAUGCAGGAUGGAGAAGGUGCAUCUGAAGAAGGUGAGAUGCCAAGCCAAGGUGGUGGGAACUCUGGUGACGGUAGCCGGUGCCAUGCUGAUGACUCUGUACAAGGGGCCUCUCAUGGAGAUGGCCUGGAGCAAGCACUCGGGCCCGGCCCACUCCGGUGCGGCGGCCGCAGAUUCGACCGACAAGGACUGGUUCAAAGGCUGUAUCUGCCUCAUCCUCGCCACUCUAGCGUGGGCCUCGCUCUUCGUCCUUCAGGCGGCGACCAUCAAGAAGUACGACGCGCCCCUCUCGCUCACCACAUGGAUAUGCGGCGUCGGCACUCUGCAGGCGAUUGCUGUGACCUCGAUCAUGGAGCACAAGCCCUCUGUUUGGAAAAUAGGCUUCGACAUGAACCUCCUCGCUGCUGCCUACGCUGGGAUUGUGACGUCUAGCAUUGCCUACUACGUUCAGGGCCUGGUGAUACAGGAAAGAGGACCAGUGUUUGCCUCUGCUUUCAGUCCACUGAUGAUGAUCGUCGUGGCAAUCAUGGGGUCCUUCAUCCUCGCCGAGAAGAUCUAUUUGGGAGGAGUUGUGGGUGCAGUGCUCAUCGUGUUGGGACUCUACUCUGUUCUCUGGGGCAAGCACAAGGAGAACAAGGAGAAGAAGAUGGAGGCUUUGGACAUAUCGGUAGCGGUGAAGGAGAUGAUAGAACUGGAUGCAGUUGAGCUGGAGAAGGCUAAAGCCAACAACAUGGCGGUCUCCUCCAUUGACAAGGCUGUGGUGGCAGUGAACGUCUUCCCAGUACAAGAUAAAUCGGUGCUGGCCAAGGAGGAGCCAUAAUAAGUAGGAUUUUAUUUGGAUUUUUCCUUGCUUUUUGCCUUUAUUUUCCGUGUCUUGUCCUUCUUGUGAUGAUGAUCUAGUUGAGACUAUGAUUUGUAAGUUUGGAAGGAAUGGCAAUGAGGAGCUUAUAUAUAA
This is a messenger RNA of Zingiber officinale, 1425 nucleotides long. Its product is annotated as WAT1-related protein At5g07050-like. Gene Ontology annotation, molecular function: transmembrane transporter activity. The transcript has 6 exons. Bases 106 to 1290 code for a protein of 394 amino acids. Lineage: Eukaryota; Viridiplantae; Streptophyta; Magnoliopsida; Zingiberales; Zingiberaceae. The record is from RefSeq and is a predicted model, not a curated record. Gene Ontology annotation, cellular component: plasma membrane.